ACGACGCGCGAGUUUGAUUUAGAUGAAAAAAGAAGAUCGCGCGUAAACGACGUUGCUCACGCGCUCUGUUUUUGAAUUUGGAAUUUUAAAUCUGUGGUUGCGGUUUUGACAGUUGUAUUUUUUUAUUUGUUAAUAGCAACACUGGAAUUAUAUUCAGCCAUGUAUACGUGUUCUUAGUAUCUUUGCGUUAACCGGUGCGUGAAUAGACACACGACAGUUUUCUAGAUAUCGUCGCGUUGCAAAAAGUUGGUGACAGUGGACAUUGUUGAAUAGCAUUAUUUAAAUGAAGUGCCUGUAGUGACUUGGAUAUUGGAUUUUAUUCAAUUUUACCGGUUUGAGGGUAAGUACAAUAUGGCGCGUUUCAGCCUGCUUAUAGUAGUGUGUCAAGUUCUGACACUCCCCAUUUUGGGGGGGAGGAGUGACGAUGAGAAUCCCUUCUUGGAUCUUGCGACGUCGUUUCUCCAAAAUAUGGGGGACAAUGGGAAUGGAAAUGGGAACGGACUGGCAGCGCUUGGGAGCAUAGUGGGGAAUUUGAUGCAGGGGGACAACGCAAAGAACUUGGGAGCCAUGUUUGGAGGCGGGAAAAGUGGGAAUAAUGCUGGUGACGUUUUAUCAGGACUCGGCAGUCUAUUCGGGGGUCAGGACGGCAAAAUCGACCCAGCUCUAGUAGGCUCUAUGAUAUCAAUGUUCGCCCAACAGAUGGGCAACAGCGAAGAACCCAAGGCGACCAGACAAAAACGGCAGAACAAGGACGAAGACUUCAAUCUAGAAGGAAUGCUCAGCUUGGCCUCAGGGUUAUUAGGCAGCCAGAACGGAGGAGGAGGAGCUGGUAUUAUGCCCAUCAUCAUGAGCACUCUAAAUUCCUUCUCGGAGCCAGAAACGAAGAAACGGGCUGAGGAGCACAAAGACCAUGCGUCUUUCCUACCGCCUUUCGUGGAAAAGGCGCAUUUGUACUGGGACCUCUUCAUCAAUUCGGAGCUGGGCAAGUCUCUAUGGGAGAAGUCUGGGAUGAAGAGAGCCAUGAAGGCGUUCACUGGUCCUGAUGGCAAGAUCAGCUUCGAAGUGAUGUUCAAGAACUUUGAGAACCACUCGUUCAGGAGACACUGGAUCAAGGCUGCAGCGAAGUACCUGACGGAUACUGUCAUGCAGAUGGCUAAACCUGAGGUUUAUCAGAGAUACCUCGGCUCCGGGCAGUACAUCCUCAACAGUUUUCUGGACGCCCAAGGCCUCCCCAAGAACAUUCACUUCGACAUGACAAGACCAGAGACGUCUCUGACCAAACUCAUCAACUACGGGCUGAAGAAAUAUAUGGACAUGGACACGGACGUGUCGGGAUAUGUGAAGUCCGCGAUGGAAUAUAUGAGGCAAACCCUCAAAAUGGCGGAGACAACCACAAAGAACAUCGCUUCCCGCGGCGACUACAACGCGCUCGCUGACCGCAUAACUGACACCCUCAACUUGGAAGUCAUAGAACCGGUGCUGAGGGUCUACCGGGCGUACAAGCACUCGGUGCAAGCGCCGCAUUGCCAGGAGCAUCUCAUGUGCUUGGUUAACAGGCACCAUGAUAAGGAGAAACGAGAUCUCCCAGGAUUCAAGGCUGGUCUGACCAAGCUGAGCAGUCUGGCCGCGUCUGCUGCCCUGAGCUUCCAGAACGGAAAAGGUUUCUGGGACCUGUACAACGCUAUACAGAAUGACGUCAACUGCGAGGCCGCAUACCCUGCAGACUGUUCUGCCUUCCACGAACACGAACUAAAAGUUACUACAGAAGUAUACCAUAGUGAAUUAUAAAAAAACAUUAGCUAGUUUUUCACCGUUCUUAAUAAAAUUUAAGUAAACCACAAUAAUAAUGUUAUUUGUAUAAAUCAAAGCAUUUAUUUUAGUUUUAGGUUCCUAUCUGUCUAAAAUAAUUACAUUAUUAAUAUAAUUUUACAUAAUUAUUAUAAUAAAAAGUUUAAGAAGUACACGUCCACUGGGUGUUGAUUGCUGCAUAAAUGAAAAUAUAAUUUAUAAUUAAACUUAUUUAUUUUAGUUACCUAUACUAUAUUUGUUUAAAAGUUUAUUUAGCAAUAAAUUAAAAAUGUUUAGGGUCUAUUUUAAUUGUAAAAUACAAAAAAGUAUAGCACUUAUUUUGAAUUGAAUUGAAAGUAUUCUUAGAUUUUAUGAAGCGUCACAAUAUAUUUUUCAUCUUAUAUUGUACUUAGUAAAUAAAAAUAUGGAUUUUUUUAAAUGCGAGAAUAAUAUUUUGUGACCAAUAGGUACGUGUAGUUUAGAUAAUUUUAAAAUAAUGAAUGAGUUAGUUUUGCUGGAUAUUGGUGCUAAAUGACUUAUUGCAAAUAUGCAAUAUAUUUUUUGAAUCUUAACUUCUACACUUCCUAACAAUUACUAAUUAAAAAUAAUAUUUUAGUUUCAACUAACUUUGUCAAUAAAAGAUGGCGGUCGCGAUUGUGACACGAUACUAAAAAAUUAGUAAUUUAAUUUAGUUCAAUUGGUGUUAGACUUUACACAUAAAAUUCUUAACUAAUACUUUUUUAACUAAAACAUGUCUAACUUCUAUUUCACUCGCUUACUUUUUAUAUUCUCAUCAAAAAUGUCUCAAAAAUAAUGGAAUAUAACAUUCUUUCAUUUUUCAAUUAUUAUUCUUCCUCCAUAAAAUUAUUUGGUUGUGAACCUAUGUAAAUAUUUAUUAAAAAUCCGUCCUAUCUUAUAAUUACUGUAAUAAGUGUAUAAUUUAAUUAUUAAAUAAAAGAUUUGACAUUA
Molecule: messenger RNA, 2757 nt
Organism: Ostrinia nubilalis (European corn borer)
Lineage: Eukaryota; Metazoa; Arthropoda; Insecta; Lepidoptera; Crambidae
Exons: 7
Coding region: 352-1788 (478 amino acids)
Source: RefSeq, a predicted model, not a curated record